AUAAUCGAUAAAUCUUCAUGGUUGGAUACCGCUGUACGGACAAGAUUUCUUCAGUUUGACCUAGAUCGGAACAGUUUAACACAUCUCCCCCAGCCCGGAAAGUGUCGACUGACUGAUUCCAUUCAAAUUCAUAACGCAAAACCUGUACCUGCAUAUAGCAAGACUACAACUCAAAUCAACAGAUGGUUCAGAAAGAAAGAAACAUCACGUGACAAUCAAAGUGCUAUGUGGAUUAUAUUCCUGGACUGGAUACUCUUGCACUGAUAUAUACAAGUAUAUGCAUGAUCUUGGCGCAUUUGGGGCGAGGGAUUGGAUGAGAGAACUUAGAGAAAAUCUAUGACCAAGUUGCCUCCCUUGAUUGUCUAUAAUUUGACAAGUGCAGUGUCGUAAGUUCAUUGCCGACACAAUGGAUCCAAUAGCAGAAGUUAAGAUGUACGAGGACUCCGGCGACCUUCUGCCGCUAAUGGUUGGAGGCCCCGGGCCCGACACGCUCCAAAACUGCAAAGAAAUAUUCACGAAGGCCACCGCCUCGGUGUUGGAAACAGAGACUGACCCGACACAGGCAUUCCGAUAUGCAGAUGAACAAGGUGACCAGGAGUACCGAGAUCAACUCGCCAAGUUCCUCUCCAAUGAGUACAAAGAUAUUGUUACCAGCUCGGAGCUGAUGGUGACAGCAGGGGCAACCCAGGGCCUCCAUUUCUUGGCAUCACUGUUGUUCCAUAAACACAAAGUGGCAUUUGUAGAGGAUCCGACGUACUAUGCUGCACACACAAUGCUGCGGUAUGACCUCGAGAUGAAGGUAGUUCCUGUGCCAACGGAUGCAGAUGGAAUCGAUACCAAUGUUCUUGACAAGCUAUUGUCUGAACAUCGUCCAAAGUCCUUUACUGUUACGCCGGAGCAGCCAUUUUGGGCAAUGAUCUAUGUCAUCCCAGUCUUCAACAACCCAGCAGGACAGUGCUACUCAAAAGAGAGGUGUUGUGACUUGGUGCGUCAUGCCAGACAGCAUGAUAUACUGGUUGUUGCUGAGGACAUAUACAAUUUAGUAUACUACGGGGAAAACAUUCCCAAACGUCUCCUGGCUUAUGAUAACAAAUCACACCCUGACUACAUGGGCAAUGUUGUCUCCAACUGCACAUUUUCCAAGAUUCUGGCUCCUGGGCUCCGCCUUGGGUGGCUGGAGGCUCCAGAGAGGGUCCUUUGUGUGUUGAAGAAAAGUAAUGUGUCGUGGAGUGCAGGCAGUCUGAACCACUACGCCUCCAAGUUAGCAGCAGCCGCCUUGAAACUGGGCUUACAGCAGAAACAUGUGCAGACAGUCAGACAGAUCUACAAGAACAGGAUGACGUUUAUGUGUGAGACUCUCCGGAAAGGCCUGCCACCUGGUGCCACGUUUACACAACCACAGGGAGGCUUCUUUGUGUGGGUGAAAUUACCGGAAGCUGUUGAUGCACUGCACCUGCUGAGGAUGGCCGCAAAAAAGUACAAGAUCAGUUUUCUUCCAGGAUUUUGUACCUCUCCCAGUGGUGGUUACAAGAAUUACGUGAGACUGUCCAUCAGCUUCUGCAACCAGGCCACCUUGUCCAAGGGACUCGAUGCUUUCUGUUCUGCUCUCCGUGACUUCAUCCCUGGAGAUACAGAAUAAGCCAAGCAAUCUGGCCAACUAUCAUACCUAUUCAACAAGCCACAGUUACCUCUAGGUCUGUGCUGUAUAAACAUCACAAUAUUGUGAAACAAACACAUGAUAAUUAUAUAGUCCUUGUUGACAGAGAAUGGUUAUAUGAAUGAAUAUUCAGAAAAAAUAACUUAUUGUAUUAGGGGUGGGACGGGAUAGCCCGAUACCCGGGACGGGUGGGCAAUGAGUUGGACCCGGGUUCCCGUCUCAAUACCCGGAACCAUUAUGAUCCUGUGACUAUGAUUCAACAAUGUAAUAUGUUAUUCUUUCAUGAUUAAAAGGUUGUAUUGUCUUUGAAGAUUUAGACAUAAUUUACAGUCACUUCUUUUGAAUAUAAUACAUGGUUAAGGUAUUGAAAAACUCAAAAUUGUAGCCUCCAAGCUGAAGAAAAUAUUGUCAUUUCUUGCAAAUUCGAUGUCAGGAAUUAACAUAACGGGUAUCCGGGUAGGGUAGGGUAAUAGGGGAUGGUGUACCUGGGUGAAAAAUUUGGACCCGUCCCAGCCCCAUAUUGUAUACUUAUAGCCAGGGUGAGUGAGUAUGAUUUUACAUCAUUUUUAGCACUAUACCAGCAAUAUUAGGGCUGGGAAGACAGAAUCGAGCAUAUCACAUUAUAUCCAUGUGGGGAAUCAAACCUUGGUUCCAGGUGUGACAAUACAAUCCUUACACCACAAGACAACAGCAAGAGUAACCGCAAUAGUUAGGACAAGGUUGACAUUUGUGCAAUUUUUCCCAUACAGGUGCACAUAUAUGAAGCUAUUUCAGGAAUAUGCAAUCUUCUGUGGAACGGAUCAGCAAUUACCUGUGUUACCUGGCAACUUGCACAACCUUAUCAAAGGCAGCAUGUUUGGAGUGAGUGAGUUAAUAUUUAACGUCACAUCAGCAAUACCUCAGCCAUAUUGUGACUAACAGCAUGUUGGAUAUUGGAAAAGGUUGAGAGAUUAAAUUAAUAUGAAUGGUCAACUUGAUGGUUGAUUCUGAAUUGUAA
Haliotis rubra (blacklip abalone) is the source of this 2654-nucleotide messenger RNA. RefSeq lists its product as uncharacterized. Gene Ontology annotation, molecular function: pyridoxal phosphate binding; L-2-aminoadipate:2-oxoglutarate transaminase activity. Lineage: Eukaryota; Metazoa; Mollusca; Gastropoda; Lepetellida; Haliotidae. Gene Ontology annotation, biological process: biosynthetic process. Bases 407 to 1639 code for a protein of 410 amino acids. The transcript is spliced from 11 exons. The record is from RefSeq and is a predicted model, not a curated record.